Macrosteles quadrilineatus (aster leafhopper) is the source of this 1891-nucleotide messenger RNA. Its product is annotated as cytochrome P450 4g15-like. The coding region runs from base 88 to 1812 and encodes 574 amino acids. Gene Ontology annotation, molecular function: iron ion binding; heme binding; monooxygenase activity. Lineage: Eukaryota; Metazoa; Arthropoda; Insecta; Hemiptera; Cicadellidae. The record is from RefSeq and is a predicted model, not a curated record. The transcript is spliced from 12 exons.
CAGUGAUAUCAGAGGAGGUAUAUAAACUGAGUCUGCCAUCCUACCUGCUCAGUCCGCACUCUGUGCUUUUGGAAUACAGUUGACAGAAUGGAGUCCAUAGUAGCCUCCGCCUCCGAGGAGGUGCCUGUGGUGUCUUCCACAGCCAUGUUCUUCUACCUCCUCAUCCCCACAUUGAUGCUGUGGUAUGUCUACCACCGUAUCAGCAACAGGCACAUGUACGAGUUGGGUAACAAGAUCCCAGGUCCUCCUGCAUUGCCGGUGUUCGGCAACGCACUUGAGUUCAUCGGAGCCUCCAACCACAGGGUGUUCCAGAAACUUUACUCAAGGAGUUUUGAAUACGAAAGCAUCGCUAGGUUGUGGGUUGGUCCCAGGCUCUUCGUCUUCCUUACAGACCCUCGUGAUAUUGAGCUGAUCCUUGGAAGCACUGUCCACAUCGACAAGAGUGUCGAGUACAAAUUCUUCAAGCCCUGGCUUGGAAACGGACUUCUCAUCUCCACAGGGGAGAAAUGGAGAGCCCAUCGUAAGCUGAUUGCCCCGACCUUUCACUUGAACGUGCUCAAGUCCUUCCUGGACCUUUUUAACACCAACAGCCGAGACGUUGUCCAGAAACUUAGAGACCUCAACGGCAAGGAGUUUGACUGCCACGACUAUAUGAGCGAGUGUACUGUUGAGAUCUUGUUAGAAACUGCUAUGGGAGUCAGCAAGAAAACACAAGACAAGAGUGGAUUUGAGUACGCUAUGGCUGUGAUGAAGAUGUGUAAUAUCCUGCAUUUGAGGCAGACCAAGGUAUGGUUGAGACCAGAAUUCCUAUUCCAGCUGACAAAAUACGGAAAAGACCAAGUUCAACUGCUUGACACCAUCCACAGCUUGACAAAGAAGGUAUUGAAGAGGAAGAAGGAAGAACAUUUGAACACUAAGAAGUCCAUUCUAGAAAAAUCUUCCUUGGAAAAAUUGAUAGCACAAGAUGAAGAGAAGUUAAAAGAGGCUAAACAGAAAGCAUCCAAGGCCCCCAGCGAAGCUAAGUUCUCUUUUGGACAGGCUGCAGGGCUCAAGGAUGAUCUUGAUGUUGAUGACAAUGAUGUUGGUGAGAAGAAGCGCUCCGCAUUCCUGGAUUUCAUGAUUGAAUGUGCCCAAAAUGGAGUAGUACUCACUGACGACGAAAUUAAGGAACAAGUAGACACCAUCAUGUUUGAGGGACAUGACACAACUGCGGCAGGAAGCAGUUUCUUCCUGUGUGUCAUGGCUGCUAGACCUGACAUCCAGGACAAAGUCAUCCAAGAGAUCGACGAGAUCUUCGGUGACUCAGACAGACCGUGCAGUUUCCAGGACACACUGGAGAUGAAGUACUUGGAACGUUGCAUCAUGGAGACUCUCCGCAUGUUCCCGCCUGUGCCAGUCAUCGCACGAGAGAUCAUGCAGGAUCUGCCACUGGCCUCAAGCGACUUGGUGGUUCCCACCCACACGACUGUGAUCAUAGGUACUUUCAAGCUCCACCGCCGCCCUGAUAUCUACCCCAACCCUGAUGAGUUCAACCCAGACAACUUCCUCCCAGAGAAGUCGGCCAGCAGGCACUACUACUCCUUCAUCCCUUUCAGUGCUGGACCCCGUAGCUGUGUCGGUCGCAAGUACGCGAUGUUGAAGCUGAAGGUUAUUCUGUCUACAAUCAUGAGGAACUUCCGAGUGGCUGGAGGCAAGCCAAUGGCUGACUGGAAGCUGCAAGCCGACAUCAUCCUGAAGAGGACGGAUGGCUUCAACAUCAAACUGGAGCCCCGUAAGAGGGUGCCCUCCUCAGCCACCGAGCUGACCGCUUAGGCUUACCAGCACAAACCAAACACCUGUAUUUAUUCUGUUAGUGUUCGUUAUUGAACAGUAAAAUAUUCUGUUACUAAAA